Molecule: messenger RNA, 396 nt
Organism: Triticum turgidum subsp. durum (durum wheat)
Lineage: Eukaryota; Viridiplantae; Streptophyta; Magnoliopsida; Poales; Poaceae
Source: the annotation of a GenBank genome assembly
AUGGCGGUGUCACUGCCGGCAUUCGCGGUGCGUCGAGGCGAGCUGGUGCUGGUGGUGCCAUCGGCGCCGACGCCGCGGGAGGUGAAGCCGCUGUCAGACAUCGACGACGCGGAGGGACUCCGGAGGUUGCAAAUUGCAACUUGUGGGCCCCCAGCAGCCUUGGCCCUAGGACAUCGACGACGCGGAGGGACGCCGGGCUGCAUGCAGUUACAGAAGGCCGUCGGCGAGCUUGCGCGGGGCGCCGACGUGCCGACGCUGACGCCAUGGGGCAGGGAGAUCUUCAUGGCGCGGCAGCACCGGCAGCCGUCGUAUCCUACCCGCACCUCGAAUACCACCGGGAGCCGGCGGGGGGCCGACCGGAUGCUGUCGACCCAUCGGGCCCGGGGCGAAACUUAA